This is a messenger RNA of Formica exsecta, 2102 nucleotides long. RefSeq names its product serine/threonine-protein kinase RIO1-like (gene RIOK1). Lineage: Eukaryota; Metazoa; Arthropoda; Insecta; Hymenoptera; Formicidae. Gene Ontology annotation, cellular component: preribosome, small subunit precursor; cytosol. The record is from RefSeq and is a predicted model, not a curated record. Gene Ontology annotation, biological process: maturation of SSU-rRNA. Gene Ontology annotation, molecular function: ATP binding; protein serine/threonine kinase activity. The coding region runs from base 248 to 1891 and encodes 547 amino acids. The transcript has 5 exons.
UGACAUACAUAACUUUGCGCAAUACGAAUUUUGCGUAAGCACGUGAUAGAGCAAAACAUUUUAUUCUUUUUAUAAGAAGAUAUGUAAUAUACCGUCAACCGAGUAGUUAUUUUUCGGUUUAAUAUUCUUUAACCAGUUCUCUCAAUACUAUACGGGUACGGAAUUCUUAAUCUUUCCAGUGGAGCAAAACAUUGUGAAAUUAACGAACAUAUAAAAAUAAAUUAUCGUUCAAAGAGAAUAUUCAAUCAUGUCAGAAAAAUUCGAAGAAGGUCAAUUUAGCGACGCCGAGGAAGAGAACGAAGUACCUUGCACGCAGAACAAAGUCAAAGAAACAUCGUUUGAUAUGUAUUCUCAUGUAUAUCUCGAAAAAAAAGUGGCCAAUUUGCAUAUUACUGAUGAAUAUUAUUGUAACAAUGAUUAUGAUUUAUAUGAAGAUAAGAAUGCUGUUAUAAAAACGAGUUCACAAAGAUUCAAUACUCAAGAACCACCUACCAAAGUAACAAAUUAUCAACCAAAACACAAGUUGUUGACUCGUUAUGCAAAUAAGAUUAAUUUAGAGAAAUAUGCGGGUCCGUCAUUGCCAGACCAUGUAGCCAAUGUACUGAUUGAGAACGACAAACGUGUUGCUAAAGAUCGCAUAAGGAUGAAAGAUAAGAGCGAUCACGCGACGACCGAGAAUGUAUUGGAUUCACGUAUCAAGAAGAAAUUGCACAAACUGUUUGAGAGAGGAGUGUUAGCAGAAAUAAAUGGUUGUAUUUCGACUGGGAAAGAAGCCAAUGUAUAUUAUGCCAAGUCGAAAAACCAAGACGAGAUUGCUAUAAAGAUAUAUAGAACAUCCAUCCUAACAUUUAAAAAUCGAGAAAAAUAUAUUAGAGGAGAAUAUCGUUUCGAUCAUGUAUAUUCUUUGCACAAUCCACGCAAAAUGGUGAAAAUCUGGGCAGAAAAGGAAUUCUCUAAUUUAAAGCGUUUGGAACAAGGUGGUGUCAGAGCACCACAACCACUUUUAUAUGGUGGUCACAUGUUGUUGAUGGAGUUUCUGGGUUCAGAUGGCUGGGCGGCACCUAAACUAAAGGACGCUGUACUUACAGAUUCAAAAUCGAGGAUGUUAUAUAGAGAAUGUAUCGAAAUUAUGUGGAAAAUGUAUAAUAAGUGUAGGCUUGUUCAUGCUGAUUUAAGCGAGUAUAAUAUAUUGUAUCACAAUGGAUCAGUCGUAGUUAUUGAUGUUUCACAAGCUGUAGAUCGUGAUCAUUGUAAUGCAACUGAAUUUCUAAGAAAUGACUGUAGCAAUAUCACAGCAUUUUUCAAAAAGCACAAUGUAGGAGUUAUGUCACUUCAAGCAUUAUUUGAUUUCAUAACAGAUCCAACCAUAAAUGAAAAAAAUAUGGACGAAUACCUAGAUAUUCGAAUGCAAGAGGCAAAUAAUGAAAAUGAUCCACAGCAGCAAAUAGAAGAGGCAGUUUUUAAGCAAGCUUAUAUUCCUCAAAGAUUAACUCAGGUAGUCAAUGUGGAACGUGAUAUAAAUCUUGCAAAAUCUGGAAAAAAUUUGAUUUACAAAACAUUAAUUGGCUUGAAAGCAGACUUAUCUAAGCCUGCAGAAGCACCUGAGAUUCUAGCUGACAAACAUAAGAAAGUUAAAAAUACAGAAAAAGAAAGCGAUACUUGUUCUUUUUCUGAAGAUAGUGAUAAUUCUGAGAGUGAAAAUGAUAGCGAAACAAAAAGCGAGGAUAAUAAGAGCAAAUUCAUAAAUUCGGCUAGGCCCCGAAAUGAAAGUCCCGACAGCAAAAAAGCACGUAAAAAGACAGUCAAAGAACAGCAAGCAGAGAAAAGGAAAAUUAAAGUAAAAAAGCAUGUGAAGAAACGUAAACUAAAAGUAUCAAGAGGGGGAAAAUAAAUAAAUUCAUGUAAAAAAAAAGGAUAUGAGAAGAUUAUACAAUGUGUUUUCACAUUGAUAAUAAUUUAUGACUAUUUAAUGAGCCAAGUGUUAUUUUUACAAGUAAUGCAAACAUAUUAAAAAAAAAAAAUACAAAGAAAUUGUAUUCCAAUUCACUAAAGAUGUUCAAGCGAGAUUGGACUUGCAUAUAAUAAAAAUAUGUCAGCAUACA